AUGCCUGCUCCAUCUACAAUUUCACGAACCCCUUUUACACCCCUCCUCCAGCAGCGUAGCUACAGCGGCUGGGUGCAGCAACAGCAUAAACAGCAGAAGCAGCAGCUGCAAAUUCAGCAGAAGCAACUGCAGCUGCAACACCAGAAACGGCGAGAGCAGCAGCAGCUCCAGCAGCUCCAGCAGCAGCAAGGUUUGUUGUUUAAUAGACCAGAGAAGAUGACUGCUGCAAGUGUAGAGCAACGCAAUGGGGCCUCAAAGAGUUUUACCUUUGAACCUUUGGAGGAGCGGCCCUCUUUUCCUCAACAGGAGGAAUCGACGUUAGAAAUGUGGAAGAAAAAAGAAAUAUUCUCAAAGUCUUUAGAACUUGCAAAGGGAAGAAAACCUUUUUCUUUCUAUGAUGGUCCUCCUUUUGCUACAGGACUUCCUCACUAUGGACAUAUACUUGCAGGCACCAUCAAGGACGUUGUUUGCCGUUUUGCCCAUCAAAGAGGGCACUAUGUAGAGAGAAGAUUCGGUUGGGAUUGCCACGGACUCCCCAUUGAAUUCGAAAUCGAUAAAUUACUCAAUAUCAACACAAGACAACAAGUGCUGCAAUAUGGUAUACCCCAGUCAAUUGUGCUGCGCUACUCAGCGGAGUGGGAGAAAAUUGUUGGUGAGUCUGCUGCCGCUGCUUCGACUGGUGCCGGUGCUGCCCGAACGAACUGGGCGCUGGAUCGACUUUGCCGGCGGCUACAGAACUAUGGACAGAAAUUUUAUGGAGUCUGUUUGGUGAUGCCCUUCUCCACUGCAUGCAGCACUCCUCUAUCGAACUUUGAAGCAAAUCAAAACUACAAGGAUGUCAGCGACCCCUGCCUUGUCGUCGCCUUCAAGUGUACAGACACUUCAUUUUCCGCGGAACCAGUGGAAUUCACAAUUUGGACAACGACCCCUUGGACACUCCCCGCGAACUUGGCGCUGUGUGUACACCCAACGAUGACUUAUGUCAAGGCCUUCAUUAAACCCAGCAAACGCACCCUGGUCUUCGCGAAGGACCGCCUCGAAUUUAUGUGCAAGCAUCUGAAGUUGGAUGUUGCCGCCGAUGUUGAAAUUCGGGAAGAGUUCCCUGGAGAAAAGCUGCGAAAUUUGUCGUACGCCCCCGUCUUCGACUGCUUUGCCUCGGGCGAUUUCCCGUCAGCCUUUAGGGUUUGUGUGGACAACUUUGUUACUUCAGACUCAGGUACUGGUAUUGUCCACUGCGCUCCUGCCUUUGGUGAGGACGACUACCGCGUUUGCAUUGAGCAGAAGAUCAUACAAGUUGGGGGCCCUCUUGCAUGCCCAUUGGACGAGAGUGGUAUAGUGACGGGAGAUGUUCCCUUCUGCCAAGGUUUGCACUUUAAAGAAAGCAACAAAAAGGUUCAGGAGGCCCUUAAAGAACGUGGUUCUUUGCUAGCUGCAUGGACAAUUGUGCACGCAUAUCCCUUCUGUUGGCGGUCAGAUACGCCUUUAAUUUACAAGGCGGUUCCUUCUUGGUUCCUCCGUGUUGAGGACAUAAGGCAGCAGCUGCAGCGCUGCAACAGCUGCAGCAGAUGGGUCCCUCAAGUGCUGCAAGAUAAACGAUUUAAUAAUUGGCUAGCUGAGGCAAAGGAUUGGUGUAUCAGCAGAAACAGAUUCUGGGGAACGCCUCUCCCGCUUUGGGUCAGCGCAGAUUUCUCCCAGAUCGUAUGCAUAGGAAGUGCUGCCGAGUUAGAGAAAUACGCAGGACGGCCUUUGCCUGAUUUACACCGCGAUGCAAUCGAUGACAUCAAAAUUCCUGAUCCAAGAGGCCCUGAGUUCCCUCCCCUUCAAAGAGUUGAAGAGGUCUUUGAUUGCUGGUUUGAGAGCGGUUCUAUGCCUUAUGCCCAGCAGCACUAUCCCUUCGAGAACCAAAAGCGAUUUGAGGAAACUUUCCCCGCGAACUUUGUGGCUGAGGGCCUUGACCAGACUCGAGGGUGGUUUUACACAAUGCUUGUUCUUUCAACAUCUCUCUUUGACAAACCUCCCUUCCAAAAUCUUAUCGCAAAUGGAUUGGUGUUGGCUGCUGACGGGAGGAAGAUGAGCAAGAGGCUGCAGAAUUAUCCACCUAUUACCGAUGUAUUGGACUCCUUGGGGGCUGAUGCUUUGCGUCUCUAUUUAUUAAAUUCUCCUGUUGUAAAGGGAGAAACACUUAACUUUAAGCAAGAAGGUGUUAAAGACAUCAUUAAGGAUGUACUUCUGCCCUGGUAUCAUGCUACAAGGUUUUUAAUUCAAGAGGUAAUUCGUUAUGAAUCUGCAAGCGGCAAGAAGUUUGAAGUUGCAACAGAAGAAGCUGAAAAAAACAGAAAAAAUUGCAUGGAUAGGUGGAUUUUGUCGGAGACGCAACGUAUUAUAAAGUUUGUUACGGAAGAGAUCGACAACUAUCGACUGUACACUCUGGUGCCGCAACUCCUUUCCUUCCUCGAGCUGCUCACCAACUGGUAUUUGAGGCUGAAUAGAGACCGCAUGAGAGGAGGUUCAGGUCCUGAGGAAGCACUUGAAGCCCUGCAAACCCUCUUCUCCGUGCUGCUGACGACCGUUGUGUACAUGGCUCCUUUAACUCCUUUCUUAAGCGAGUUCCUCUACCAAGCCUUAAAGAAGGGCCUCCCUGCAGGUCAUUCCUUAUAUGCUGAAAGUGUCCACUUCUUGCUGCUGCCUCCUCCUAAAGAAGAACUCCGCGACGAAAGAGUUGAAGAAAAAAUGAAACGCAUGCAAAGCGUUAUCGUCAUGGGGAGAACAUUAAGAGAGAGGCGCAGGGUCUCCUUGAAGACUCCUGUCUCUUUGUUGCGUUGUCUUGUUGCAUCUGAGGAACAUCUUAACGAUCUGUUGGAGACAGAUAAUUAUAUUAAAGAGGAAUUGAACGCGUGCGAGAUGGAGGUCUCAGUUGACAAGACGGAGGCACCAUUAUCUCUUACAUUAAACUUUAAGGCCCUUGGCCCUCGUGUAGGCAAGGCGAUGCAGCAGCUGCAGGCAGCAGCAAAGCGUUGCACGCAGGAGCAGCUGCGCAUGUUCGAUAAGGAAGGAAAAAUAGAAUUGGCGGGCAUUACUCUCUCUGCUGAGGACGCAUCCUUACAGAGGGAACUACCUACUGUUGAUAACCCUAACCUUGCUGUACAUUGCGACAGAUCUGCCGUCGUCAUCAUGGACUUCACAGCAGAUCCCGCUCUGCAGCGCAAGGCUAUUGCAAGAGAGAUAGCCAAUCGCGUACAGAAGCUAAGAAAGGAGUUGCAGCUGCAGCAGCACGAUGAGGUGCCAAUGUAUGCGUCAUCUACGGAGUCUUCUCUUGCUAAUGUAUUAACAGAAGAAGCAUCUUAUAUAGAAACUUGUCUAAGAAGACCAUUAAGAAUUUAUCCACAAGAAAAAAGAAUAGAAGAAACACAAAUACUUUUCCAGCAUACAUACACCGUAGCAGGGUCACCUCUUACCCUCACCUUUCUUAAGAAUUAA
Molecule: messenger RNA, 3477 nt
Organism: Eimeria maxima
Lineage: Eukaryota; Apicomplexa; Conoidasida; Eucoccidiorida; Eimeriidae
Product: isoleucine-tRNA synthetase, putative
Exons: 26
Coding region: 1-3477 (1158 amino acids)
Biological process (GO): isoleucyl-tRNA aminoacylation
Molecular function (GO): aminoacyl-tRNA deacylase activity; tRNA binding; ATP binding
Source: RefSeq, a predicted model, not a curated record